AUGAGCGAUGAACGGGGCCUGAAGUCCCUCCGGGCAGGGGCUAAGAGGAAAACUGUCCGACCGACUAUCAGCAACCCGCGACCCGUCAAUGAGCCCAACAAGAAUGUUGAUGUCCCCAGAGGCAGAGACGGUCCCCCCGAUGGACCUCCGGCGGCUCGUCAGCGUCCGCCUCUGGCAAGUGGGAAAACCUCAGAUCUCGUAAAGCGCCGUUUCUCUACUCGCUUCAAUGACUUGCCUACCGACGGCUUUGCACCGCCAAUGCCGGCUCUCCCGUCGUUUGAUUCAUACGAAGCAGCCAGUAGCAGAGAUCGGGAGAUGAGAGGUGCACCGCCCUCACGGGGUGCGAGUGCUCCCCUCACGAUCGACCGCAGGGUUUUGGGUGACCCAAAUCUCAGUGCCGAACAGUACGUGGCCAAGAUCCUGAGCGACGCCACAGAAGAUGAGAUUCGUGAAUUCGAGGAGUCGCUGCGGGGGUUGAAGGACGGUACGUCUCAACGCCUUCAGGCCAACGUGCUCCAGAACCGGACUCAGUUCAUCAAGAUCAGCAAGGAGGCCGAGAAGCUCAAGGGAGAAAUGCGUGCGCUGAAGAAUCUGAUGUCGGAGCUCAAGGCUAAUACCACCGCGCUCCGAUCUGCUUCUUCGGCCAACGGACGCAACGGUGACUCGUCGGACCCCAGUGGUGGCUUCUCUACUGGCCUCAGCAAGCGUGACAAGAGAAGCUCUGUGGCAGACCGUACAGCCCUUUGGAACUCGCAGAUGCAGGCAUUAUACAAGAACGUGGAGGGCUCCCAGAAGUUCUUGCCACACUCUUCGACCCGUCAUGUGUUGCAGAACGCCGGGCCAUGGAUUGAGCUCGACAAUGCAACCUACAAAUCCAGGCGGUCCAUCCAGAUCUUUCUCCUAAACGACCACCUUCUCAUCGCAUCAAGAAAGAAGCGCAAGGCCGACGUGUCUGGUGAUUUCAGGGGUCCGGAGAUGAAACUCGUUGCGGAUAGGUGCUGGCCGCUGCUUGAUAUCGAAGUUGUGGACAUGGCUGGAUCAGGCGAGACUUCGAGCGGCCGUAACAAGCUCGCCGAGGCAAUCAUGGUCAGGGGCGUCGGGCAAGAGACUCUUAUCUACCGUACCGAAAAGCCAGAUGGACCUGAGAAGGCGUCACUGCUCAUGAACAUUCGAAAAGCAGUCGAGGAAUUGCGAAGAGGGCUUCAGUCGGAAAUGGAUGCCAACAACAAGGCCAAAGAUACCAUCAACUACUUUGCAUCGCGAGAUCCUGGGCUUCUCCAGAAGACUGCACUUCUCGAGACGUUGUCUGAUAUCAAAGACAUGCUCAUUGAGGUGGAUGGCAAGCAGCAUAACUUACGUUGGGUCGAGAGUCAAAUGGAUGAGCUCGACAUUGACAUAGCACUGCAGCGUUUUGAUCCAGCUGUGCAGCGUGUGGAGAAGCUCAAGGGUCUUGCUCGAGGGUUGAAGAACAACGCGAUCGCGCAAGACUUCAUCGAGUUCAAGGUGGAGGAAAGGACGGCAAAGCUGGCGGCUAUAAUCUCGCGGGAGCUGGUUGACUCUCACGACAGCCCGCGCAAGACCAAGCGCAAUGUUGCUUGGCUGACGAAACUGGGAUUCGAAGAUCGCGCCCGCGAAGCGUACUUGGAGGCACGAAGCAACAUCAUCCAAAAGCGAUCAAGGCAAUGUAUUUUCCAAGGUGAUUUGUGGGUUUACAUUUGGGAGAUAUCGUUUGUAUAUUUCACUGUCAUCAAAAAUACCGUGGCCUGCUUCCAAAGCUGCUUUCCGCCCCCGAUGAUGAGCGUGUGCGUCAAGUGGGCCAAGGAAGAGGUGGAUGCCUUCAACGCGAUCCUCGCACGGCAGCUCAGCAGCACGGACAGAGACGGCGAGAUAUGGAGAAAGUGCGUGGACCAGGCCAAGAGUCAUGCCGACAUGUUGUCUGAAGUCGGACUCGACUUUCGAAACCUGGUAGGACGGGUACCGGAACCUGGGGUGACGAAGAAGGCCGCGUCGCAGGCGCCGGCGCUUGGCCUUGGCCUUUCUUAG
Pyricularia pennisetigena is the source of this 2043-nucleotide messenger RNA. RefSeq lists its product as uncharacterized. The record is from RefSeq and is a predicted model, not a curated record. Gene Ontology annotation, cellular component: exocyst. The coding region runs from base 1 to 2043 and encodes 680 amino acids. The transcript has 3 exons. Gene Ontology annotation, biological process: exocytosis; intracellular protein localization; Golgi to plasma membrane transport. Lineage: Eukaryota; Fungi; Ascomycota; Sordariomycetes; Magnaporthales; Pyriculariaceae.